This is a messenger RNA of Coregonus sp. 'balchen', 12124 nucleotides long. NCBI's taxonomy places the organism in Eukaryota, Metazoa, Chordata, Actinopteri, Salmoniformes, Salmonidae. The record is from the annotation of a GenBank genome assembly.
AUGGAGGGAGGGAGGGAGGUAAAACGAUGGGGUUGGAGGAUAUAUAUAUAUCUUCAAAUUCUGUUCUUUGGUUUAGUGCCCACGCAGAAAGACAUAAAGCGAGGUAGAGGAGGGAGAAAGAUGGGGAGUGAGAAAGAUACUGUACUUUUAGGAAUGGUCUCAUGAUCUCUUGUGCCCAAUCCCCAGUCAGACCCUAGCCUAUACCCCAACCCCCUACCACUGACCCCUAUUUAAUGCUCUCUGUCUGUCUGUUAGCCUCAGCAGCCAAAGAGAAUGAGGAGCGUGUGUUCCGAGAGCGGAUUGGUCCUCGGCGGCGGCAGGGGGCCGUCCGGAGGCGUGUCCACCAGGUUAACGGACACAAGUUCAUGGCCACGUAUCUACGGCAACCGACCUACUGCUCACACUGCCGAGACUUCAUCUGGUGAGAAACACACACACACGUCAGCCUCAAACCUCCACCCUCUGUCCACUGUCCCAUCCUAGGGCUCCCUCUGCUGGCGAGACCCAGAUAAAGCGGCUCAUAAAUCAGCUCCAAUAAUUAUUAUAUUAUAAUUGUCCCUGUUUUCUCUAUAAAUCUCUAUCUGACUUUCUCUCUUCCUCUUUUUCUCCCUUUCUUUCUCUUUUGCUUUAAUAGGGGAGUGCUGGGAAAGCAGGGUUAUCAAUGCCAGGGUGAGAACAAGUUGUCUCAGUAUGAAAAUGUAUGACCUCACUAACUGUAAGUCGCUCUGGAUAAGAGCGUCUGCUAAAUGACUAAAAUGUAAAUGUAAAAUGUCUCUCUUUCUGUCUGGGUUCUUGAAUGAUUCUGAAAGUUCUAGAGCAGUGGUUCUCAAACUUUUUAUAGUCCCGUACCCCUUCAAACGUUCAACCUCCAGCUGUGUACCCCCUCUAGCACCAGGGUCAGCGCACUCUCAAAUGUUGUUUUUUUGCCAUCAUUGUAAAGCCUGCCACACACACACUAUACGAUACAUUUAUUAAACAUAAAAAUGAGUGUGAGUUUUUGUCACAACCCGGCUCGUGGGAAGUGAAAAAGAGCUCUUAUAGGACCAGGGCACAAAUAAUAAUAAUAAUUUUAAAAAAAUCUCUUUAUUUAGCCAUCUUACAUAUAAAACCUUAUUCGUUCAUCAAAGAUUGUGAAUAACUCACCACAGGUUAAUGAAUAGGGUGUUCUUGAAAGGAUGCACAUACCUCUGCAAUGUUGGGUUGUAUUGGUAGAGAGUCUCAGUCUUAAAUAAUUUUCCACACACAGUCUGUGCCUGUAUUUAGUUUUCAUGCUAGUGAGGGCCGAGAAUCCACUCUCACAUACUGUAGGUACGUGGUUGCAAAGGGCAUUAGCAACAAAUGCAGAAUUACUGAUGCUAGCAUUGGAUGUGCCGGUGGAAGCAGAACAACUUGUGUCGUCGACAGUUACAGGUAUAGUACUGCUGGUAGUAGUAGUAUACCAGUAGAGCUGGUAUGUGUCUCUAUGGAUGCGGGCCUUACUUAUUUUUAACCAUUUAUCAAUUUUCAAGCAAACGGAAUGAGCAGCAGCUACGUUUGGCCACAUAGUGGAAUUCCCGCGAGAGAGCAACUGUUAAUGUGAUUGGAUGUUAAUUAUUUGACUAGGCUACCUGUAUUUACCUGACAUUGUGUUGUUAUUUCUCUGAACACUAGAUGGUUUAAUUUCAUUUUUGGCAGUGAAACGAGGCUACUCAGGCGAGAAAAAAACAUCACCCAAAUAUAUAGCCUCAUUGUCAAAUCUAAAUGGACUGUUUGAAAAAAAGAUUUGGGCGUAGCCCCAACGGCAUUGCGCGUACCCCUGGGGCUACCCCAGUUUGGGAAUAGCCGUUCUAGAGUGAUACAUUAACAUUCUAGAAUGAAUUGAGACAUUGUCUGUCUGUUGUAUUAUUAUCGUGUGUUGUUCAGUGUGGAAGUGUGUAAUUGUGUGUGUGUUUAUUGCAGUGUGCACGUGUGUGGUCCAUAAGCGCUGCCAUGAGCACAUUAUCACCAAGUGUGCCGGGAUGAAGAAGCAGGAGGAUACACCAGAGGAGGUAUUGCGGACUGUUUAAUGGUGGCUAUGUUGACCAAUGAGUUACCGCAAUGUGUUUUGGUUUGGAACCCAGAUGCGUUGCAAUCUUUGCUCUCCUCUCUCCCACUACUCUCUCCUCUUCUAUCCUAUCAUCUCUUCCUUCUGAUAAAUCCUUCUUAAUCCUGACUCCUGAUUCUGCCUCUUCGACCCUACUCUCCUCCCUUUCCUCAUCCUAUGACUCACACUGUCCCCUCUCCUCCCGGCCGGCUCGGCCCUCCCCUCCUGCUCCUUGGCUGAGAAACUCAUUGCGAGCUUACAGAACAGGGCUGCAGGCAAUUGCCAAACUCUCUCUAUUAUAGACUAUAUGGUAUAUUAUUAUAUUUGGGCUGUAUUUCUCUGUGCUCUGUUAGCUGUUAUAAGAGAGAUGUUCCCAUGUAGAUAUAGAUUCACAUCAACAAACAGUCACCAAUUCUCCCUCCCUCCUUUCCUCCCUCCUUCCCUCCUCCCCUCCUACUCCCUCUCUCCAGGUUGGUGCCCAGAGGUUUAGUGUCAACAUGCCUCAUAAGUUCAGAAACCACAACUACAAGGCCCCUACCUUCUGUGACCACUGUGGAUCUCUACUAUGGGGACUGAUGAGGCAGGGCCUGCAAUGCAAGGGUAUGUGUGUGUGUGUAUGUGUUCACUUUGAUAAUGAAGGUGGUUAUGUUUUCAUAGGUCAGAUAAAACAGAUCCACUGAUGUGUGUGUGUGUGUGUGUGUAGCAUCUUUCAACACACACUGUGUGUGUGUUUGUGUGGUAGUGUGUAAGAUGAGUGUUCAUUGUGAACAGAUGGUGUGAGAAUAAUGUAGGUGCUAAUUAUGGUGUGUGUGUGUUUAGUGUGUAAGAUGAAUGUCCACAAGAGGUGUGAGGCCAACGUAGCUCCCAACUGCGGUGUGGACGCCAAAGGCAUUGCCAAAGUCCUGGCUGAAAUGGGAGUCACUCCUGACAAGAUUUCCACUACUGCACAGCGCAGGAAAAAGGUACACACACAUACAAGCAAGCUUUUCUGUCCUUAUUGGGACCUAACAUUUAUUUCCAUUCAAUAUCCUGUUUUCCCUAAAAACCUAACGUAAACCCCUAUUCCUAACCCUAACCCUAAUUCUAACCCUUAACCUAAACCUAACCCCUAUGCUUAAAAUAGCCUUUGUCCUCAUGGGGAUGUGGGAAAUGUCCCCACGAGGGAGAAUUUUCCUUGUUUUACUAUCCUUGUGGGGACUUUUGGGGAUUUCAGGUCCCCACAAGGAUAGAAGAACCAGUACACACACACACACACACACUGAUGAUGGGGAUAUGAUGGCUCUCUUUCCUCUCUCUCUCUCUAGUUACCACCAGGGGUAGACUCCCAGUCACCUUCAGAACUCUCAGACGAGCUUCCCCCCACAUCCCCCUCACAGCACGGUAACACACACAUGGUCACAGACACACGCUCACACACAUGGUCACAGACACACCCGAAGUCACACAGUUGUCUGACUUUCUUUAUGUGCGUGUGUGCAGAACUGGCUGAGUUGGAGCGGCUACAACGGGGGAUGUCGUUAGAGAUGCGAGGUUCUUCCUCCUCGUCCUCCGGUUCCUCCUCUACCUUGCGGGACAACGGAGCAGCGAAGAGGACUCUCAAAGACUUCAGCUUCAUCAAGGUCCUGGGAAAAGGAAGCUUUGGAAAGGUAAGGAGAAGGAGGGAGGAGAAGGAGGGAGGAGAGGAGGAGGGAGGAGGGAGGAGGAGGGGGAGAGAGGAGGAGGAGGAGAAAAAGGGAGGAGGAGGAGGAAAGGGAGUAGGGAGGAGGAGGAGAAGGAGGAGGAAAAGGAGGGAGGAGGGGGAGGAGAGUAAGGAGGGAGGAGGAGAAGGAGGGAGGAGGAGGACAGAAGGAGGGAGGAGGACAGAAGGAGGGAGGAGGAGGAUGAAGGAGAGGAGGAUAAGGAGGCUGGAGGAGAAGGAUGGGAGGAGGAGGAGGAUUCAGGACUGGGAGAGGAGGGAGGAGGAGAGGGAGUGGUGAGUCGGAGAGGGGAGUGAGGGAGGAGGAGGAGGACAGAAGCGAGACGAGGAGGGAGGAGGUAGGGUGAGGAGGCGAGGAGGAGGACGAAGGAGGAGAGGAGGGGACAGAGGGAAGGAGUGAGGAGGGGGAGGAGUAGUCGAGCGAGAGGAGAGUGAGGGGAGAGCGACGGAGAGUAGGGAGGAGGGGAGAAACGAUGGUCGGGGAGGUAAAGGAGAGAAGAAGGAGGGAGAGGAGAGAAGGAGGUGGGGAGGACGGAGACGGGGUAGGGGAGGGGGAGGAGAAGGAGGAGGAGAGGAGAAGGAGGGAGGAGAGGAGAAGGGAGUGAGGAGGGAGGAGGGCGAGGGGAAAGAGCUGAUGGUCGUGAGGAAGUGUAAAGUAUCUGUCUCUGUCGCUCUAUUUUUGUCUCUCUCUACCUCUCCCCCCCCCUCUCCCUCCCUCAGGUGAUGUUAGCAGAGCUGAAAGGCAGUGAGGAGGUGUUUGCAGUGAAGGUGUUGAAGAAGGAUGUGAUCCAGCAGGAUGAUGAUGUGGACUGCACCCUGACAGAGAAAACGCAUCCUGGCCCUGGGCUCGUACACACCCCUACCUCUGCCAGCUCUACUGCUGCUUCCAGACCCGGGUACACACACACACACCACACACACACACACACACACACACACACACACACACACACACACACAGAGCGACACACCAACCGUCUCCUCUCCUCUCCAGGACCGUCUGUUCUUUGUGAUGGAGUAUGUGAACGGAGGAGACCUGAUGUUUCAGAUCCAACGCUCCAGGAAGUUUGACGAGGCUCGCUCUUGCUUCUAUGCUGCUGAAGUCACCUCUGCACUCAUGUUCCUGCACCGCAACGGGGUUAUAUACAGGUAACCUCUGGCCCCUAACCUCUGCACUCAUGUUCCUGCACCGCAACGGGGUCAUAUACAGGUAACCUCUGACCCCUAACCUCCGCACUCAUGUUCCUGCACCGCAACGGGGUCAAAUACAGGUAACCUCUGGCCCCUAACCUCUGCACUCAUGUUCCUGCACCGCAACGGGGUCAAAUACAGGUAACCUCUGCCAUCUAACCACAGCCCACAUGUUCCAGCACCACAUAAGAAUGAUAUAGUGCUAACUGCUUUCAUUGAGCCAGUGUUACAGGUAACCAUGUCUCUCUCUCUCUCAAUUUCAAUUUCAAUUUAAGGGACUUUAUUGGCAUGGGAAACAUAUGUUUACAUUGCCAAAGCAAGUGAAAUAGAUAAUAAACAAAAGUGAAAUAAACAAUAAAAAAUUAACAUUAAACAUUACACUCAGAAAAGUUCCAAAAGAAUAAAGACAUUUCAAAUGUCAUAUUAUGUAUAUAUACAGUGUUGUAAUGAUGUGCAAAUAGUUAAAGUACAAAAGGGAAAAUAAGGUGCUUGUUCUUCACUGGUUGCCCUUUUCUUGUGGCAACAGGUCACAAAUCUUGCUGCUGUGAUGGCACACUGUGGUAUUGGGAGUUUAUCAAAAUUGGAUUUGUUUUCGAAUUCUUUGUGGGUUAGGAAGUGCAGCUCAGUUUCCACCUCAUUUUGUGGUCAGUGUGCUCAUAGCCUGUCUUCUCUUGAGAGCCAGGUCUGCCUUCAGCGGCCUUUCUCAAUAGCAAUGCUCACUGAGUCUGUACAUAGUCAAAGAUUUCCUUAAUUUAGGGUCAGUCACAGUGGUCAGGUAAUCUGUGUACUCUCUGUUUAGGGCCAAAUAGCAUUCUAGUUUGAUCUGUUUUUUGUAAAUUCUUUCCAAUGUGUCAAGUAAUUAUCUUUUUGUUUUCUUAUGAUAUGGUUGGGUCUAAUUGUGUUUCUGUCCUGGGGCUCUGUGGGGUCUGUUUGUUUUUGUGAACAGAGCCCCAGGACCAGUUUGCUUAGGGGGAGCUUCUCCAGGUUAAUUUCUCUGUAGGUGAUGGCUUUGUUAUGGAAGGUUUGGGAAUCUCUUCCUUUUAGGUGGUUGUAGAAUUUAACGGCUGUUUUCUGGAUUUUGAUAAUUAGCGGGUAUCGGCCUAAUUUUGCUCUGUAUGCAUUAUUUGGUGUUUUACGUUGCACACUGAGGAUAUUUAUCUGCAUGUCGAAUUUUAUGUUCCUUUUGAUGGCAUAGAAGGCCCUUCUUGCCUUCUCUCUCUCUCUCUCUCUCUCUCUCUCUCUCUCUCUCUCUCUCUCUCUCUCUCUCUCUCUCUCUCCCCCCCCCCCCCCCCCUCUCUCUCUCUCUCUCAGGGAUCUAAAGUUAGAUAACAUAUUGUUGGAUGCAGAGGGCCACUGUAAGCUGGCAGACUUUGGCAUGUGUAAGGAGGGCAUCAUCAACGGAGUUACCACCACCACAUUCUGUGGCACGCCCGACUACAUAGCGCCUGAGGUGAGCUUUUUAUUUUUAUUUUUAUUUAACCUUUAUUUAACCAGGUAAGCCAGUUGAGAACAAGUUCUCAUUUACAACUGCGACCUGGCCAAGAUAAAGCAAAGCAGUGCGAUUAAAAACAACAACACAGAGUUACAUAUGGGGUAAAACAAAACAUAAAGUCAAAAAUACAACAGAAAAUAUAUAUACAGUGUGUGCAAAUGUACCAAGUUAUGGAGGUAAGGCAAUAAAUAGGCUAUUGUGCAAAAUAAUUACAAUUAGUAUUAACACUGGAAUGAUAGAUGUGCAAGAGAUUAUGUGCAAAUAGAGAUACUGGGGUGCAAAUGAGCAAAAUAAAUAACAAUAUGGGGAUGAGGUAGUUGGGAGGGCUAAUUUCAUAUGGGCUGUGUACAGGUGCAGUGAUCGGUAAGGUGCUCUGACAACUGAUGCUUAAAGUUAGUGAGGGAGAUAAGAGUCUCCAGCUUCAGAGAUUUUUGCAAUUCGUUCCAGUCAUUGGCAGCAGAGAACUGGAAGGAAUGGCGGCCAAAGGAGGUGUUGGCUUUGGGGAUGACCAGUGAGAGAUACCUGCUGGAGCGCAGACCACGGGUGGGUGUUGCUAUGGUGACCAAUGAGCUAAGAUAAGGCGGGGAUUUGCCUAGCAGUGAUUUAUAGAUGGCCUGGAGCCAGUGGGUUUGGCGACAAAUAUGUAGUGAGGACCAGCCAACAAGAGCGUACAGGUCACAGUGGUGGGUAGUUGUCACGCCCUGGCUCUGGGACUCUGUUAUGUUGAGCCAGGGUGUGUUGUUUCUAUGUGUUUUGUGUGCUAGGGUGAUUUUCUAGUUCAUUUGUUUCUGUGUUGGCCGGUGUGGUUCUCAAUCAGAGGCAACGUGUAUCAGCUGUUGCUUGUUGUCUCUGAUUGGGAACCAUACUUAGGCAGCCUGUUUCCCACAGUGUGUUGUGGGAUCUUGUUCCGUAUGGUUUGUAUUGUAACCAAGGGACUUCACGUUUCGUAUCGUUUGUUUGUUUUGUUCGUGUGGUGUUCUCUAAAAAAUAAAGUAUGUUCGCAUUCCACGCUGCGCCUUGGUCCUCUGUGUUCGACGAUCGUGACAGUAGUAUAUGGGGAUUUGGUGACAAAACGGAUGGCACUGUGAUAGACUACAUCCAAUUUGCUGAGUAGAGUGUUGGAGGCUAUUUUGUAAAUGACAUCGCCGAAGUCAAGGAUCGGUAGGAUAGUCUGUUUUACGAGGGCCUGUUUGGCAGCAUGAGUGAAGGAGGCUUUGUUGCGAAAUAGGAAGCCAAUUCUAGAUUUAACUUUGGAUUGGAGAUUCUUAAUGUGAGUCUGGAAGGAGAGUUUACAGUCUAACCAGACACCUAGGUAUUUGUAGUUGUCCACAUACUCUAGGUCAGACCCGUCGAGAGUAGUGAUUCUAGUCGGGUGGGCGGGUGCCAGCAGCGUUCGAUUGAAGAGCAUGCAUUUAGCUUUACUAGUGUUUAAGAGCAGUUGGAGGCUACUGAAGGAGUGUUGUAUGGCAUUGAAGCUCGUUUGGAGGUUUGUUAACACAGUGUCCAAUGAAGGGCCAGAUGUAUACAAAAUCGUGUCGUCUGUGUAGAGGUGGAUCUGAGAGUCACCAGCAGCAAGAGCAACAUCAUUGAUAUACACAGAGAAAAGAGUCGGCCCAAUAAUUGAACCCUGUGGCACCCCCAUAGAGACUGCCAUAGGUCCAGACAACAGGCCCUCCGAUUUGACACAUUGAACUCUAUCUGAGAAGUAGUUGGUGAACCAGGCGAGGCAGUCAUUUGAGAAACCAAGGCUAUUUAGUCUGCCAAUAAGAAUGCGGUGGUUGACGGAGUCGAAAGCCUUGGCCAGGUCAAUGAAGACGGCUGCACAGUACUGUCUAUUAUCGAUCGCGGUUAUAAUAUUGUUUAGGACCUUGAGCGUGGCUGAGGUGCACCCAUGACCAGCUCGGAAACCGGAUUGCAUAGCGGAGAAGGUACGGUGGGAUUCGAAAUGGUCGGUGAUCUGUUUGUUAACUUGGCUUUCAAAAACUUUCGAAACGCAGGGCAGGAUGGAUUUAGGUCUGUAACAGUUUGGAUCUAGAGUGUCACCCCCUUUGAAGAGGGGGAUGACCGCAGCAGCUUUCCAAUCUCUGGGGAUCUCAGACGUUACGAAAGAGAGGUUGAACAGGCUAGUAAUAGGGGUUGCGACAAUUUCAGCGGCUAGUUUUAGAAAGAAAGGGUCCAGAUUGUCUAGCCCAGAUGAUUUGUAGGGGUCCAGAUUUUGCAGCUCUUUCAGAACAUCAGCUGUCUGAAUUUGUGUGAAGGAGAAGCGGGGGGGGGGGGGGGGGCAUGGGCAAGUUGCAGCGGAGGGUGCAGAGCUGGUGGCCGGGGUAGUGGUAUCCAGGUGGAAAGCAUGGCCAGCCGUAGCAAAAUGCUUGUUGAAAUUCUCGAUUAUUGUAGAUUUAUCGGUGGUGAUAGUGUUUCCUAGCCUCAGUGCAGUGGGCAGCUGGGAGGAGGUGCUCUUAUUCUCCAUGGACUUUACAGUGUCCCAAAACUUUUUGGAGUUAGUGCUACAGGAUGCAAAUUUCUGUUUGAAAAAGCUAGCCUUUGCUUUCCUAACUGCUUGUGUAUAUUGGUUCCUGACUUCCCUGAAAAGUUGCAUAUCGCGGGGGCUAUUUGAUGCUAAUGCAGCACACCACAGGAUGUUUUUGUGCUGGUCAAGGGAGGGCAGUCAAGUCUGAGGAGAAACAGGGGCUAUAGCUGUUCUUAGUUCUGUAUUAGUUCUUAGGGUCUGUAGAAAGCGACAACAGUGAGAGACUUAUUUCUGGAAAGGUGGAUUUUUAGAAGUAGAAGCUCAAACUGUUUGGGCACAGACCUGGAUAGUAUGAUAGAGCUCUGCAGGCUAUCUCUACAGUAGAUUGCAACUCCACCCCCUUUGGCAGUUCUAUCUAGAUGGAAAAUGAUUGUAGUUGGGGAUGGACAUUUCCGAAUUUUUGGUGGCCUUCCUAAGCCAGGAUUCAGACACUGCUAGAACAUCAGGGUUGGCGGAGUGUGCUAACGCAGUGAAUAACUCAAACUUAGGAAGUAGACUUCUGAUGUUAACGUGCAGAAAACCAAGGCUUUUACGGUUACAGAAAUCAACAAAUGAUAGCUCCUGGGGAGUAGGAGUGAUUCUGGGGGCUGCAGGGCCUGGGUUAGCCUCUACAUCACCAGAGGAACAGAGGAGGACUAGAAUAAGGAUACGGUUAAAGGCUUUAAAAACUGGUCUUCUAGUGCGUUGGGUACAGAGAAUAAAGGGGGCAGAUUUCCGGGCGUUGUAGAAAAGAUUCAGGGCAUUAUGUACAGACAAGGAUAUGGAAGGAUAUGAGUACAGUGGAGGUAAACCUAAGCGUUGGGUAACAAUGAAAGAGAUAGCAUUACUGGAGGCACCGAUUGAGCCGUCUCGGCGUGUAUGGGGGGUGGAACAAAGGAACUAUUUGAGGCAGUUUGAGAGGGACUUGGGGUUCAACAGUGAAAUUGUAUAAUAAGAACUAACCCAAACAGCAAUAGGCUAGGCAUAUUGACAUGGGAGAGAGGCAUAAUGCAAUCACAGGUGUUAUUAGAGAGAGCUAAGACAACAACUGGUAAUGGCGAUAAAGUUUGGGCUGAGGCUAAACAGAAUAAACAGGACAGGGUACCGUAUAAAGGAACAGUCCAGCAGGCAUCAGCUGUGCAGCUGAGUGAUCAUAAGGUCCAGUGAACAGCAAUAUGUGAGUCCAAGAGCAGUUGAAAUUGUAGUUGAAGUUGUAGUAUGUGUGUGCUAGCGGGCCGGGGCUAGUAGAUGGAUCUUCGUGGUCGUCGCAACGGGAAGCCUGUUGAAACCACAGACGAUUACGUCGGCAGACCAGUCGUGAUGGAUCGGCAGGGCUCCGUGUGGACUCUAGGAGGUCCCGUCCGGUUGACAGAGAGGUAGAUAGCCAGGAGAUGUGCUUGACUCAAGGCUAGCUCAAGGCUGAUUAGCCAACAACAACGUUCAUAUGGUUGCAGCUAGCUAGUUGCGAUUAUCCAGUCCAGUGAUUCAGUGAUUCCGGCAGAAAAUCCGAUAGGUUCUGGGUCGAUAAGUCGCUGUGCAGACAGUGCAGACUGGCCGAUAAUAGUCCAGACUAGAGCUGGCUGGUAGGUAGUGCAGGCCACGGACAAUGGAGAAAAAGCCGCUAACGGUGGCUAAUAGCAAGUAGCUAGUUAGCUGGUUAGCUGGCUACUCCCGUCCGGUAGACAGAGAGGUAGAUAGCCGGGGCUAGCUCAAGGCUCAAGGCUAACUGGUGCUACGGGGGCAGUGGUGAUUAGCCUACAGCAACAUCCAUUCGACAUCCAUUCGGUUGCGGCUAGCUAGAUCCUGUGUUAAGGUCCAGUGAUUCAGUUAUUCCGGCAGAAAAUCCAAUGUUCUUGGUGAAAACCGCUAACGGUGGCUAAUAGCAAGUAGCUAGUUAGCUAGUUAGCUGUCUGGCUAGUUUCAACUGGAGAUAAAGGUGAGUAAAUAAUAGAAUCCGUUCCACAUUGAGUGAGGCGGGUUGCAGGAAAGUAUAUUUAGUAGAAGGAUGAAAAGUGUGAUAGGGAAAUAUAUACGUAAAAUAAAAAAAAUAAAAAAACAACUGGCUAUUUACAUGGACACACAAGAGAACACGACCGCACUGCUACGCUAUCUUGGAGCUGAGCCGGUAUUAUGCUAAUUUCUGUCCCCUAAGGCAUAUCUAAACUGUCCCUCGUCUCUGACGUGUGAUGGCAGUGUUUUUAGAUCCUUGAAUGAUAACGUGUAUGUGUAGAUCCUACAGGAACUGGAGUAUGGACCAUCAGUGGACUGGUGGGCUCUGGGUGUGUUAAUGUAUGAGAUGUUGGCUGGCCAGCCUCCAUUUGAAGCAGACAAUGAAGACGACCUGUUUGAGUCUAUCCUCCAUGAUGAUGUCCUCUACCCCGUCUGGCUCAGCAAGGAGGCUGUAUCCAUCCUCAGAGCUGUACGUACCAUCACUCCAUCAUUGUACACCUUUAUCUCAUCCAUCCAUCCAUCCCUCAUAUCUGUGUACUGAUCUUUCUUUCUUUCUUUCUCUAAUGUCUUUGUGUCUGUACUGAUGUCUCUCUCUCUCUCUCUCACUGAUGUCUCUCUCUCUCCCUCUGUGUGUGUGUGUGUGUGUGUGUGUGUGUGUGUGUAUAGUUUAUGACUAAGAACCCAGGCCAGAGGUUAGGGUGUGUGUUGUCUCAGGGUUGUGAGGAGGCCAUUAAGAAACACUCGUUCUUCAAAGACAUCGACUGGACGCUGCUGGAGCUGAGACGACUCAAACCCCCCUUCAAACCACGCAUUGUAAGUCACACACCCACGCACACACAAACACGUGUCUCCUGGUUGACUCCGCCUUCUCACUCUCUCUCCCACUGUCUCUCUCUCCUCUCCUUCUUUCUAUGUAGAAGACAAGGCGUGAUGUGAAUAACUUUGACCAGGACUUCACCAGAGAAGACCCAGUGUUAACUCCCACUGACGAGGCUGUUAUCAGACAGAUAAACCAGGAGGACUUUAAAGGUUUCUCUUUCUGUGCAGAGACACAGAUCUGAGAACGUAGAUGCCCUCUAGGGUUUAGAUGUGUGUGUGUGUGUAUAAAACCUGUGUUGAUUGUUUACGAAGUGUUGUGUCCGUAGAGGAGUCUUGACACGUGGACCGGUGCUACUGGUUACAAUUAUUACUGCUGCCUGCAAAAAAUAAAUAAAUAAAAACAUUUGU